Messenger RNA from Mercenaria mercenaria, 1665 nucleotides. Its product is annotated as dynein axonemal heavy chain 14-like. The coding region runs from base 490 to 1665 and encodes 391 amino acids. Gene Ontology annotation, biological process: microtubule-based movement. The record is from RefSeq and is a predicted model, not a curated record. Gene Ontology annotation, cellular component: dynein complex. Lineage: Eukaryota; Metazoa; Mollusca; Bivalvia; Venerida; Veneridae. The transcript is spliced from 9 exons. Gene Ontology annotation, molecular function: dynein light intermediate chain binding; dynein intermediate chain binding; minus-end-directed microtubule motor activity.
CUGCUGGUAAAAAUGACACUCUUUUAAGUCUUUAGGUCUUAAUUUUGUAGAUUUGUACAGAGUUGUCAUUUGUAAUGAUUGCAUCUAGAAUACUUCUAUACUUUCUGCUUUUACUCUUUACUUGGAAGAGGCAGAAGAGCUUCUUGGUAGAGAAGAGUGGAAAGGUUAGAAGAAUAGUCCUGGUAACAGCAGUUUCUCUAGGAUGGCAGAUGAAACAAGCUACUAGAUAAUGUGAUAUAACAUAAUGUCUAGGAUAUUUCUCCAUUUUGUUGUCUAAACAUAUAAAAUAAUCAGGCAGUGCAUGUAUGAAAUGUAACACAGAUGUAGUUAUAUUAUGCACAUAAUUUUGUUUAAUGUUACUGAAAAAGUUGAGCAUGUCGCUGCUUACUAUUUCUGCAGGAUGAUCUAGAAUCACUGGCAGGAUCGGAGAGUUCCAUAACCACAGGAACAACUAUAAGAUCAAGACCAUUGUCCCGUGCCAGUUCUACAAUGUCAAAGGUACCUCCACCUACACAAGAUGUAACAGCCUCUGGUUAUGUAAUACCCCACUAUGACUUUGACCAACAGGAAUUGUAUGAGGGCCCUCCUGAUGUUGACGAGGUUUUGGAAGAAAUCAAACAACAGGAUGUAGUAGAAGAGUUCUCUGCCCCUGUGUUAAGCAUACAGUUAGUACUAAGUGUACCACACCAUGCGAAGGAACAUGAGGCUUCAGACACUGACAUUGUAAAAACAGCCUCUUCUCAAUCCUCGUACCUGAAACAAGCAUUCCUUGAGGGGUCAGGCAACAAGAAAACUGUCAAGUUUCAACAUACUUCAGAGGAGGAAUUUGAAGACUUUGACUCGGAGAAUGAGACAGAGUAUAGUGGAGAGUCAAGCGUAGAAGGUGAAUCUGGUUCUGAGACGGAGGAGGAGAAAGCAAGUGGAGACGACUUAGCCUAUCCUGAUGAUAGAAAGAAGAUUCUUGGCAAGACAUUUGUGAGCCUAUCACCGAAUGAACAUGAAGUGAAGAUGGGCAUCAAACAGAUCAUCUCUAUGUUUGAAGGAACUAUAGCUAAAUUUGUAUCUAUGACAAGAGAGCCUCGACUGUCUGUAUUCUGUCGACCUCCAGUGUUUGACCUGAAGUUGAACUUCGAUGAGGAAGAAGAAGAGGAAAGAUUGGAACUGAUACGACCUUGGCCUGACCUUGAGUACAUAUUUGGAGAUGAUCCAGAAUAUCAGUCCUUGUUAGGAGAACUCAACACAUACGUUUCCAUGGAGAUGGAACUAGUAAAACAGUAUUCUGCAAACUUUGAGAACUUCUGUGUGAUGGUAGACAAGUGUUUACGACUGAACAUAGAUGAGUCUAUGCAACGUAGACAGUGGUCCACAGAUGAGUUCAGUACAGUACUUGCUCUGCAUACAGAUAUGGGAGCCUCGAAGAAACUGGAUCAUUAUCCAAAGUCAGUAGAAGAGUUUGUUGAGCACUUGUCUUUCCUGGGAAAGAUGUCAUCAGAGUUACCUGCCCUUGAGCGAGAGUUUGAGAUUGUAAACAAACUGUUCACUAUUGCCAAGGACUACAAUGUUAAAGUGACAGAUGAACAACUGGCGCUCUAUCAGACUUUAGGACCAGAUUUCAUCACUUUGAAGGUAUUACCAGUUAUUACGCUAGAACUGAAUUCACCAUGA